Messenger RNA from Oncorhynchus masou masou (cherry salmon), 594 nucleotides. RefSeq names its product NADH dehydrogenase [ubiquinone] iron-sulfur protein 6, mitochondrial-like. Gene Ontology annotation, biological process: mitochondrial electron transport, NADH to ubiquinone. The transcript has 4 exons. The record is from RefSeq and is a predicted model, not a curated record. NCBI's taxonomy places the organism in Eukaryota, Metazoa, Chordata, Actinopteri, Salmoniformes, Salmonidae. The coding region runs from base 133 to 522 and encodes 129 amino acids.
UACAACGUUUAUUUUACUGUUGGUUGCAAACGAUUCGUGAAUAUUUAAUGAAAUUCACUGCACUAGGACCAGGCGGUCGUCUUUGGAGUUCGGAGAAGCUCCCUCAUCUUGCGUAUAGAGUCCAUUGUAAACAUGGCUGCCGCUGUGCAUCGGAUUCUGUCCUUCAGUAGAAAUGCUAAGGCGAUUGUAUCGCCUUUGAAGACCUCGGCGGUUUAUCUACAGCGCUACAGUUUACAAGCGUCGACCACUGGAGAGCAAAUUACCCACACCGGACAAGUGUAUGAUGAAAAUGAUCCCAGGCGGGCCAGGUUCGUGGGCCGACAGAAAGAGGUGAACAAGAACUUUGCCAUCAAGCUGGUGGCUGAAGAGCCAGUCAGUUGCAUAGAGGCCAGAGUGGUGUCAUGUGACGGUGGUGGAGGAGCACUGGGCCACCCAAAAGUCUACAUCAACCUGGAUAAAGAAACUAAAGUGGGCACAUGUGGCUACUGUGGACUGCAGUUCAAGCAGACCCAUCAUCAUUGAGAUGCUUUCUCAGUCUCUCUCUUUCUGUAGUCUGUCAUUCUGGUUAAUAAAUUAUAUCUACUUUUCUCCUCA